Messenger RNA from Acanthaster planci (crown-of-thorns starfish), 3468 nucleotides. RefSeq names its product solute carrier family 49 member A3-like. Gene Ontology annotation, molecular function: transmembrane transporter activity. The record is from RefSeq and is a predicted model, not a curated record. Gene Ontology annotation, cellular component: membrane. NCBI's taxonomy places the organism in Eukaryota, Metazoa, Echinodermata, Asteroidea, Valvatida, Acanthasteridae. Gene Ontology annotation, biological process: transmembrane transport.
CCGCAAGCCUACCUAACUAUUACUUCGGUAACCGCUACGCUGCAAUUAAUUUUAACAAAUGCAUCCGCCUUCACGGACCCUCGUAUCACCAUGCAGUUAUACAGAGGCCAUUGUGAUGGCAUGAAUAUUCAUAGCGAGUUCAUGAAUGAAUGAAAUUGCAAAAUAGAAUGGCCCAUGCGACCUCGAUCGGGUCUAUUCACUCGUUACAAAGAUUGAAAUUCGUGCGGUGAGGACGCGGCCUCCGCUAGAUAUGACACACCAUCGUCGAGACCUGGAUUGCACUGUCGGAAGCCCUGCAUUCUUUAUGUCAUUCAAAAAUGCUCGUUUCCAUGACGUGACCACGACGAUGGGUAAUCAUGACCGCUAGAAAAUUUGUACACGUGGGCCCGACUGCAUUGUACAUGUACACAGGGUUUCGAUGACCGGUUUUUGCCCGUGGGUGGCUGUUGGUUUUUUACGUGUGUCGGGAAACUAAACCCUGUUUUCCCGUGCGUACUACAGUGUAAACAGGCACACACACACACACGCCCAGGUCGCGCGUCUCUGUCAGCGGUUACAACAUGGCAGAUGAUAGGAUAGCCAUGGAUGUUUCUCCCUCCAACGAGGAAUGUAUUGUGCCUCGUGACUCCCCGACGCAUGGUGUCAGCGAGGAACUGGUGGACGGAGGCACAAAAAGCUACAGGUUGUACAAGACGAGAUGGUGGGUGUUGGCCACCUUGUCGGCUUUGAACUUCUCUAAUGCCAUGGCAUGGAUAUGUUUCGCCGCGAUCACAAACAUUACGGCGACGUACUAUCAGGUGUCACCUGACGACGUAAACUGGUUGUCGCUCAUCUACCUUGUAGUCACAGUUCCUAUCGGUUUCAUCGCCAGUUGGGUGCUGGACACGUUUGGCAUCCGAACAGGGAUGCUGAUAGGAUCUUGGACCAACCUUCUAGGCAUCAUCCUGAGGUACCUCAGCACCUUGUCUACCCUCCCCGCGGACGGCCGCUUCGCUGUGGUCAUGUGCGGCCAGGGCCUGGCGGCCUUCGCCCAGCCCUUCCUCCUCUUCGCCCCAACCAAGCUGGCGGCAGUCUGGUUCCCGGAGAACCAGCGGGCCAUCGCCAACACGCUGGGCUCCAUGGCCAACCCCCUGGGGAUCCUCAUCUCAUUCCUGGUGUCGUCGGCCAUCGUCUCCGUGCCUUCCGAUUUGCCAACAAUGUUGUGGGUGUACAUUAUCCCGGCGGCUGUUGCAUGUGCGAUGUGCACUUUGGGAGUUCGCCAAAGUUCUCCGCCCACCCCUCCCACGGCCAGCGCUGCAGGAGACCAUGAAACGUUUUACGCAGGGAUGAAGAAGUGUGUGCGGAACGUGCCCUUCAUGAUUUUAUUCCUCACCUUUGGAGGCGGGUAUGGUCUCUUCAAUGCCCUGAGUACGUUCAUGGAACAAAUCGUCUGCCCGUUAGGCUACAAUGACGAUUUUGCCGGGCUGGUCGGUGGCUUGAUGAUUGCCUUUGGGUUGAUCGGUGCCGUCAUCUCGGGACUGAUCGUGGAUCGAACUCGGGCCUUCACGCCCGUCACCAAAACAUGCUUCAGCCUGGCUGUCUUGUGCGCCAUCGUGAUGUCAGUGUUCACCCACUUUGACAACAUGGGAAUUCCCAUCGCGGUCUUUGGGGUAGGCUUUGGUCUGUUCGGCUUUGCCCUGUUUCCUGUCGCUCUGGAGCUCGGAGUGGAAUGCACCCAUCCCGUUGCAGAAGGGACCAGCGCUGGCUUGCUCCAGAUAUCCGGCCAAUUUCAAGGCAUCAUUCUGAUUCUUAUUGGUCAGUAUCUGGCCCAGCCCCUCAACACUGAGGACAAGCCCAUUCAGCAAUGUAUUCCAGUGAAUGUGACGACUAUGCGUGGCACCUACGUACCAAUAACGUCAGCAGAUAACGUCACGUGGGUGAUGUCAACCACUGGAAAACCCAAUGUUGAGCCAAGAUAUAUACAAGAUAUGUCGAUUCCUCUGUAUAUUUUUUGCGGUUAUGCCCUGGUGUCCUGCUUGAUACUGGCGUUCGUGUUCAAGACCAAGUACAAACGAAUUGAGGCAGAGCGAUACACCAAGGAAUCUAACGGAGGCAUCAGUUGAAGGCUUUCGACGACUGCAACAAGACUAGUGGCAGAAAGGGAUAGAGCUGAGCUGUUGUUAGGUGGCACGCCCAUUUUACUAGCAUAUUCUGUGUUUGCGUAUGUACGUGUACAUCCUAUUUAUAUGGUGCUGCGGGCCAUUGCUAAGGUGCCUGGUUUUUCUCCACAUCAUAGUACUUAAUAACAUGAGUAUUUUCAUUGUUAAAACUCAGGAAAAAAAUCAGGGUUCAGUAUGGACGGCUCUGUACCCAAAGGUGUAUUUAUUUCAUUAAAAUGGAAUCGAAAUCAGAAGGCUACAUGGAAUAGCCACGGCGCACUACCAAUACCCGAUCAGGCUAUAUUCAAACAGAAUUGUUGGCGUCAUUUUGCGUUAACACUAAAACUCAUAAGUGGGAAGUCUCCUGCAAUUUUGCCAACGUCAUGAACUCAUGAUAUUUACCGUAAGUCUGUGUUCACUACAGCAGAAAAGCCGUUCGUACUAUACGCCAGGGUACCUUAACCCUAACAGUCCCCCAUCUUCCGAUUUCAAUAAAGGAUGCCUCCAUGGGCUAACUACAUCGUGAAUUUUUAUUGUGUGUUCAAAGAUCGCUGUCGCCGCGUGUUUAUAAAUUAUUAUUUUAGGAAAAUAAUUUGUCCAACGAAGUAUGUGUGCUCUUCGACAUGUUUACUGCUUUGUUGUCUCCGUGAUAUGAAUAUCAUUACACUGGGAAAAAUAGUUCUAGGCAGGACUAUAAUUCCUUUUUAUCCUUUUGCCCUUUUUGUUCAUCAUUAUACAUGUAUAUUAAACCUUCUUGUAUGAAUGUCUUUGAAGUAUUCAAGUUAUUUUAUUAACGUGUUAUAUGAACUCAGUAGGUCUCUAAAAGGUCUCUUUAAUUUCACGAAUUGACAUUUUAAAUGUUUGAAUAUGUUACAUGUUGUUGCCUUCCAAGGAGAGGGGGUCGUGGGUCAAAAUAAUACAUUAAAUACAAGCAAACGACUUAAUCAUUUACCAUUCUAAUCACGUGCAUUGCGGGAACUGAUGUUGCUGGUUGGUUGGUAUAACUGGCGGCAGGUGGACGAUGGGUAUCUGUCAUGGUAGUUGUGAUAACAAUAUGCACGAUGCUGAGAACUUCAAGUUUAUACGUGUAUAACGCUAAUUUUAACGUAAAGUGGUACCCUGACACUACGUUUUUGCCAAUUGUACUCACACUGCUGGGCAGGGCAGAUCGGACGUAUAACAAACACUGAUAGUUUAUAAACGUACACUGAUCAUUUGUCUUUUGAGGUGGGACGUGUGAAGAAAUUUAAAGAGUUAAACCAGAUAAAUAGCUGACGUUUACCAAUCAAUUAGAUGAUUUAAGAUUGGAGUUUUUAAAAUAAAUUUGUGC